Molecule: messenger RNA, 3176 nt
Organism: Trichobilharzia szidati
Lineage: Eukaryota; Metazoa; Platyhelminthes; Trematoda; Strigeidida; Schistosomatidae
Source: the annotation of a GenBank genome assembly
CCAAGUUUAAACAUAUUCAUAAAUAAAAAAUCGGAAUACCUAAGCUGAAAGACCAUUUAAGUGUAAAUUGGUUGAAAUGAUUGCGCCGAAAAUAUAAGAUUGAAACAUGAACGUCGUCUGUGUUUUGUUUUAUAUGUUUCAAUUUUCUUGUAGCACAUUUGAAAUGUUUGCUUGUUUUCACUUUAAUUCGCGAUGUAAAUUUUUAACUCAAUGAAGCCAUCCUCUUCUAUAUCAGCCAAUACAGACGGUAUAAAGACUACAGAAAAGCAUCAAGGAUGGUUGAAAAAACUUGGUGGAAAACUGAAGAUCUGGAAAGAAAGAUACUAUGUUCUGACAGAUACCCACCUAUACUAUUUUACUGGGACUGACAAAAAGAAGCUUUUGGGUGAAUUCGCUCUAAGCGGUGCAAGAAUAGAAUCUGAUCCUGGUGAUGUGGAACAUAAUGGGGAUAAAUCGUGUUUAUUACUGCUAAAGAUCAAUGGAAAUUCGUCGUUGUUGCCAACCGGUCAACAGUUACACAGCCAGGAUCAACAACAGAUCAUACUUUGUGCACCUAAUCCACGUGAAAGAAAAGUAUGGUUAAGAGCGAUAAGAAAAGUGCUUUACUUACAACAAGGUGGUGCUUUAUUUGGAACACACUUGGAAGAAGUUUUUCAAUAUUCAAAAGGUAGUAAUGAAUACCUACCACGUGUUGUGUAUGAAACGGUGAAAUUUAUACGUGAAAAUGGAUUAGAUACUGAAGGGAUUUUCAGAAAGUGCGGUAAACAGAAUGCAAUUCAAGCGUUGGCUGAUUUAUAUGAUUCAGCUGCACCCGGGCCUAUCCUGAUUCCAAAUGAGCAUGAUGUACACCUUGUUUCAGGAUUACUAAAAUACUAUUUAAGAGAAUUACCUGAACCAGUUAUUCCAUAUAAAUAUUAUGAUAAGCUAAAAGCCUCUGGUUAUCGUAUAGCUGAUGGCGAUGAUUUACCAGAAUACAUUGACAUAUUUCAAAAGUUACCACCACCGAACUACAAUUUACUAAAAUAUCUGUGCCAAUUCCUGUUUGAGGUAUCGGAGCAUGAAAAACAAAAUCGGAUGUCUAUAUCAAGUCUGGCUAGUAUGUUUGCACCAAACUUUCUACGACAACAAGAAGAAGAUCUACACAUUGAAAUGUCCGCCUCCCAACUUAUUAAUCAUACAAUGACAGAAUUUAUCAGAGCCUAUCAAAUAUUAUUUCCAUUUCCAUUAAAAUCUCCAGAAUUAAGUAUAUUACAAGUCGGUCAAAGCUUGAAUACAAAGGUGCUAAUUCAGCCGAAUACUUCAUCACCUUUGCAUAUAUCUUCAUGGAACAAUGAAAUGAAAAUAUCGACUCAAAAUCAAAUGACAGAAUCAGUUAUUAUUUGUGAUAAGCCAUCAGGUUUUCCAAUUCGGUCGUCAGAAAAUAGUAAUAAUAGUACUAUUGAGAAUAAGUGUGCUAACCACAAGCUUCAUCCUCCUAUUUCCAAUAAUGUUAAUAAUAAUUCUGAUAGAAUUAAUCAAAUGAAUAAGUUUGAUCACAAAUCCGCUGUAUUGAAUAAUAUCAGAAGUUCACAUGACACUCAUAAUACUAACAUUAUUUGUGCUAAUAUUACCCCUACUACUACCACUACUACUACUACUACCAACAAUAUUGUUAUGAGACCAUAUAAACGUCAUCAUCUACAUAAAAGUUUAACCACCAGAAUUGAUAUGAACCACUCAGCUGAACAGAAAGAAUCAAGAAUACAAUUACGUAAACUUCAUACAGAAAGUGGUGAAUAUGAAUUAGGUUCACUUGUUGGUGAAUCUGAAGAAAAUCUACACUGUAAUAAUAAUAAUAGUAAUAAUGGUACCUACAGUAAUAAUGAUACGAAAACGGAUUCCAGUGAGCUUACAAUUAUAGAAGAUCGAAGGGAAGAUAUGGAUAAUCUGAACAUAGUUCAUACAGAUAUAAACUCUAUGAAAAUAACAGAAAAAUCUUUCAACAGUUUGCCUUCUCAUCAGAACGAUUCAGAAUUGGCAAAAUCUUCAGCAAAAGAUCGUCCCGUAAUUCCAACUCACUGGUCAAUCAAUACAGAUAAAAAGAAGUUACCAGUGGAGAGUAAAACAAUGAAACAAAAAGAUUCUAAUGAAACUUAUGCUUCUUUUAAUUUGGAUGUUCUGUCAAAAAUAUACUUAAAUAGUGAAAAAGUUGCACAGCUUAACACUAACGAAAAUAACACCUUUGAUAAUACUAAUACAGAGAUAACAUUAACAGCUGGUGUACCUACAGAUAGUUUACAUUACAAUGGUUAUCACUAUUCACAAAGUGAUUUCCCAAAGAAAGCGAUACAUACAAAAGAAUUUAAUGCUAGUAAGAAACAUGACAAAACCAUUCGAAGUGAAUCGUUGGACUCACAUAGUCCAGUGGAACAGAUUCGAUAUUGGCGUUCAGUUGCUGCAGCAGCUCAAGCUAAUGCUGCAGGUCAGUUAGCCAGAGUAGACAAAUUAACUCAAGAACUGACUCGACUACGUUGGGAUUUAAGUAUAUCCCAUAUGGAAAAUAAUUUACUGCGUCAAAAUUUAGCCUCUGUUCAAGCUGAAUUAGACCAAAUUCGUCAAAUUUCGAAUAGUACUGUGAAACGUGAUAAAAGUAUGCGUCAUACACUGUCACCUUAACGACAACAUGAUAUUGAAAGUGUGAUGGCUUUAUUCAGUCUUUCACAGUAUAUUCUUUAGUGUAAAAUAACACAAUUAACCUACACAUGUGCAUGAUAAAGAAGAAACUAUCUGAAAUAAAGGAAAGAAAACCAGACUAUGACCUCGGAAUGUUUAAUCUACUCCAAUUGAUUUAAUGUGAAUUUUCAUACAGCAAAAACCCGACUGUUUCCACUGUGCACUUCCUUGAUUCCAACUAUUUUGCUGGCUUCGUUGGAAUUUUACUCAGAAUACUGUCUGUCAGACAAAAGCCAUAUAGUGCCAGAAGCGCUUAUAUUAUGAAAUCAGUUUUCCUUCAAGUUAAAACUAAUCGUGUAAGAAAUAUUGCUAUCAUGUAUAAACUAAGAAAAUUUUUGUGUAAAUUAUGUCGCCUUAGUUGUAUAUUAAGCCUUUUGUUCUGUUUUCUUCAUUCAUAUAUAGUAUUUAUUCUUAUUUUACAAGAAAAAAUAUUGAUAGAAUAUGACUUCUGAUAAUUCCUGCAA